Salvelinus namaycush (lake trout) is the source of this 1282-nucleotide messenger RNA. Its product is annotated as gastrula zinc finger protein XlCGF71.1-like. Bases 102 to 926 code for a protein of 274 amino acids. The record is from RefSeq and is a predicted model, not a curated record. NCBI's taxonomy places the organism in Eukaryota, Metazoa, Chordata, Actinopteri, Salmoniformes, Salmonidae. The transcript has a single exon.
UAAAAUGCUUCACAACAUCAGCUAAGCUAAAAGUUCAUCAGAGAACACACACAGGAGAGAAGCCUUACUUCUGCUCUGCCUGUGCGGCGAGUUUCUCUAUAAUGUGCAACUUAAAACGACAUGAACGUAUACACACAGAGAAGAUUUACUCCUGCUCUGACUGUGCGGCGAGUUUCUCUCUACUGUGCAAAUUAAAACGACAUGAACGUAUACACAAAGGAGAGAAGCCUUACUCCUGCUCUGACUGUGGAAAGAGUUUCUCGCGAUUGGGCCACUUAAAAACACACGAACAAAAACAUACAGGAGAGAAGCCUUACUCCUGCUCUGACUGUGGAAAGAGUUUCUCUCUACUGGGCCAGUUAAAAAUUCACCAACAUAUACAUACUGGAGAGAAGCCUUACUCCUGCUCUGACUGUGGAAAGAGUUUCUCUCGACCGGGCCACUUAAAAACACACGAACAAAAACAUACAGGAGAGAAGCCUUACUCCUGCUCUGACUGUGUAAAAUGCUUCGCAACAUCAACUGAGUUAAAAGUUCAUCAAAGAACACACACAGGAGAGAAGCCGUACUCCUGCUCUGACUGUGUAAAAUGUUUCCCAACAUCAACUAGGCUAAAAUUUCAUCAGAGAACACACACAGGAGAGAAGCCUUACAUCUGCUCUGACUGUGCAGCGAGUUUCUCUCUACUGUGCAACUUAAAGCGACAUGAAAGUAUACACACAGGAGAGAAGCCUUACACCUGCUCUGACUGUGCGGCGAGUUUCUCUCUACUGUGCAACUUAAAACGACAUGAACGUAUACACACAGGAGAGAAGCCUUAUCACUGCACUGACUGUGAGAAGAGAUUCUACAGAUUGGGCCACUUAAAAAGACACCAAUGUAUACAUAAAGGAGAGAAGCCUCAUCAGUUCUCUCAGACCAGCUGAGAUUAGACACUCCACUUAAUUAUCAUGUCUUUAAAUAAAUGGCAACGAUGAAUUGGAUCAAAUGAAGACAGCUUAGAACACUCUAUUGUAAACCUAUAGUUUCUCACUGUGAGAGAACUGUGCUUAGGAAAGGGAGCGUUAUAGAAUGUUAGCCUCUCUUUACUUUACUGAUCAGUUUGCACCUUGUUAGUUUUGAUGUGUUUUGUUAGUUUCUACUGUAAAGAUAUUAAGAUGACCUUGGAUUUGCCCUUAGGGUUGAAUAUCCUCUGUGAGACGUCUCACAAUGGAGUCUGAUGGUUGACUGGGUGGUACUGCUUCCUUCUGCAGUUCUCUGUGGGAAUGAGUUAGUAGAUACA